UAAGCAAAUGCCAGAAUGUUGUUCAAUACCCAAUAUUCUAGCAAACACAGACAAAGCGUGGGAUACAUGUAUUGAAAAAAGAAAUAAUACUAUGGACAAGCCUCACCCUCUUCCUCCAGAUCACAAAGAAAAUGGAAAAGGUCAUGGACCACCAUGUUUAUUCCAAUGUGUAUUCAUAAAUAGUGGAUUAGCUGACCAGGAUGGAAAACUUGAUGAGCAAAAAGUUUCUAGUAAAAUAAGUGAAGUAUUGAAAGGUGAUCCUAAAUGGGGAUCUUUUGAAUGGCAGCAAUCAUUAAAUAAAUGCUUUUCUGAAAUAAAAAAUUUAAAAGAAGAACAAAAUAAUCAUAUGAUGGAUACACCAUCAGGUAGAUUAAUGAAAUGUUUCCUUAGAGACUUAUAUUUGAAUUGUCCUUAUAAUGCUUGGGUAGAAAGUUCUGAAUGUACUAGCCAAAAGACUUUAGUACAAAAUUGUCCAAUGUUACCACCACCCGUUCUUAAACACGGACCACCAAAAAAGAAUUAAUUUUCGAAUUUAGAAGCAACACAUUAAAUAAAUUAUCUAGUUAUUAAAGUUUAAUUUUCACCAAUAUUUUACUAAGAACACCAAUUUGUAUGUAUUGAAAUAAAUUUAAUUUGAUAGUA
This is a messenger RNA of Daktulosphaira vitifoliae (grape phylloxera), 642 nucleotides long. RefSeq lists its product as uncharacterized. The record is from RefSeq and is a predicted model, not a curated record. Lineage: Eukaryota; Metazoa; Arthropoda; Insecta; Hemiptera; Phylloxeridae. The transcript has 6 exons. Gene Ontology annotation, molecular function: odorant binding. Bases 8 to 523 code for a protein of 171 amino acids.